This is a messenger RNA of Cheilinus undulatus (humphead wrasse), 1162 nucleotides long. RefSeq names its product cyclic AMP-responsive element-binding protein 3-like protein 3-A. Gene Ontology annotation, molecular function: DNA-binding transcription factor activity, RNA polymerase II-specific; RNA polymerase II cis-regulatory region sequence-specific DNA binding. Gene Ontology annotation, biological process: regulation of transcription by RNA polymerase II. Gene Ontology annotation, cellular component: nucleus. The transcript has 10 exons. Lineage: Eukaryota; Metazoa; Chordata; Actinopteri; Labriformes; Labridae. The coding region runs from base 41 to 1162 and encodes 373 amino acids. The record is from RefSeq and is a predicted model, not a curated record.
CCUGCUGGGGAGUUUCACUGUCAUUUCAUCAGCUGCUUUCAUGUUUGGAUUGACUACAGACAAGAUGCAAGUUGGGAUGAACCUCACUGACCUUCUGCUCAGGAACACAGAUGAAACACCUGGUUGCCACAGCAACCAUCCAUGGAGCAUCACCACUGAUGAUACCCCGAGCCCUGCAGCAUCUGCUGCAGAUGACUUUCUUGAAGCCCUGCUGGGUGGCAGUGAGCCUUCCUCAGCUGCAGCAUCCCCUCUGUGGUCACCAUGCACUACUGACAGUGGUAUCAUGGAUGACCCUUCAGUGGAUCCUGUGGAGAGCCUUCAGCAGCCCUCCUGUUUUGCUUUUCCAGGCUAUAACGCAUUGUCUUUGCCUCAGCCUCCCCCUUUGAAGAACGAGCCAGAUGAAAACGAAAUAAAGCCUCAUGUCUCCAUAGAUCUAGGCUGGGAAUCUGGUGGCCUCCAGGAACAGUUUGGCAGCAUCGCAUACUACCUCACUGCAAACCAAACGUCCCCUCUGUUGUCUGCUCAGACGCUCACAGUGAAGGACCUGCUGCUCUCCAACCUGACACAGAAAUCACAGCAGUUUCCCCAGAAUUCCCUGCAGGAGCUUGUACUCAACGAGGAUGAGAAGAGACUCCUGGCUAAAGAAGGGGUGAACUUACCCAGUAAACUCCCCCUGUCUAAGUUUGAAGAAAAGGUUUUGAAGAAGAUCCGGCGGAAAAUCCGAAACAAGCACUCGGCUCAAGAGAGUCGGAAAAAGAAGAGGGAAUAUGUUGACAGUUUGGAGGGAAGGAUGUUUGCCUGCAAUGCUAAAAAUCUCGAGUUGCAGAGAAAGAUCCAGAAGUUGGAGGAGACAAACAACACUCUGCUGGAGCAGCUAAGCCAGCUUCAGGCUCUCCUCCCGAACAGCUCCAGCAAAACGACUCAGAGAGGGACCUGCAUCCUGGUUCUGCUCCUCUCUUUCUCCCUCAUCAUUUCGUUAAAUCUGCAGCCAGAGCCAUACAGCCAACUUGGCCAAGAGGAGUACUCGCUGACCCGAGUGCUGUCACGCUCCCUGCAGUCCACGGAUCAAGGACAAGACGUCCCUCUGCUGUCUGAUGGUGAAGCUCUGAGCCUGGACAGCUCUCCCUACAGUAGACUUCCCUCUCUGUCACCUCCAAGAUGA